This is a messenger RNA of Chelonia mydas (Green sea turtle), 4946 nucleotides long. It is a transcript of the gene RIPOR3, whose product is annotated as RIPOR family member 3. Bases 504 to 3353 code for a protein of 949 amino acids. The record is from RefSeq and is a predicted model, not a curated record. Lineage: Eukaryota; Metazoa; Chordata; Testudines; Cheloniidae. The transcript has 23 exons.
GCCAUUAGCCUGCAGCACGGUGGGGAUUGGAGGAGAGAGCGCCUGGGAUGCUUCCUGAUGAAUAGCAGAGGGUCCGGGCCGUGACCGCAGGCUCAGCAUGUGCUGGAGUCUCGCUGCACUUUCCCAGCCCCCCUGCCAGGAUGGGGGGAGAGAGGGGGAGAGAGGCAGCGAACGGAACAGGGCGAUCCGCAUCCAGCAGCGCAACCAGCAGCCCGGAGCCGCCGCUUCCUGGAAGCAGAGGCUCGGGGGGCGGACGGGACAGGCAGGCUCGAUAAGGCGGCGGCUAUCGGGGCGCCAGCUGCGGGGCUGGGCAGCAGACAGCGCGCGCCCGGCGGAAGGUUCGGAGCCCGGGUCCCUCCCGCGCUGAAGGCAGUUAAAUGUGAAGGCUCCAGCAUGGCACUGGGGAGCACAGGCCACUGGCUGCAUGGUGGUGGAAGAGCACUGUGCAGCUCACCCCCAGGGCACAGACUCAGCGGAGGGGACAGACUUCCUGAGCAGUUAUCAUGUCCGUGAAAUUGACAUUUGUCUCUCCCAGCGAUGGGGGUGGAAUCAGCAGGAGCUGCUCCUUUGCUGGAUUCAGCACAGUGCAAAGCAGAAAGCUAGCAAAGUCUCUCAGCAGGAAUUCAGUGAGGUCUAAAAUGUCUGUGAAAUCCUCCAAAAUGUAUCCGUCCCUGCAGAGAGGGGCUGUUAUCUGGGAUCCAAAACCACAGCAGGUGAAGAAAAUUUUUGAAGCUUUGAAGAAAGGACUUAAUGAAUACCUGCAAGUGCAUCAGGCUGAGUUGGAUUAUCUGUCUGCUCGACACAAAGAUACAAAAAGGAACUCCAGACUGGCUUUCUAUUAUGAUCUGGAUAAGCAAAUUCGCUCUGUUGAAAGGUACAUCAGAAAACUGGAAUUUCAUAUAAGCAAGGUAGAAGAACUAUAUGAAACUUACUGCAUCCAGUGCAGGCUGCGAGAUGGGGCCUCUAAUAUGAAACAUGCCUUCUCCUUGACUCCCUCCACUAAAGCCUCCAGAGAGAGCCUGGUAGAACUUUAUAAGAACCUCCAAGAAUGCACAGAGGAUAUGUGUCUGAUUGAAGGGGCACUGGAGGUGCACUUGGGAGAAUUUCACUUGAAAAUGAAAGGGUUGGUGGGCUACGCACGUCUCUGCCCAGGGGACCAGUAUGAGGUGUUUGUGCGACUGGGACGCCAGAAGUGGAAGCUGAAGGGCAAGAUUGAGACGGAUGACAGCCAAACAUGGGAUGAGGAAGAGAAGGUUUUUAUACCCAACCUUCAUGAGCAGUUUGAAAUAAAGGUCACAGAGCUGCGGGGACUGACCACGAUUCUAGUUGGCGUGGUAACGUGUGACAGCAUCGACUUCUUUACAACCAGGCCUCAGGCGAUCAUUGUGGAUAUAACUGAGCUAGGCACCAUCAAGUUACAGUUGGAGGUCGUCUGGAACCCAUUUGACACAGAGAACCUGUUUCUGUCCCCUGGAACUACUGCCAAGUUUUCUCUGGGUAGUAGGAAAAGCUCCUUAUACAACUGGACCCCGCCAAACACUCCAAGCUUCAGGGAGAAAUAUUAUCUCUCUGUUUCGCAGCAACGAGUUAACCAAGGUGGCAUAAACGAUGAGGCGCGAGCCCCCUGCAUACUGAGCUACUUGGCUGACUGUGACUUUGAUGUGCAUCUAAGGAAUGACAACCACAGCUCUGCAGAGACUGAUUCAUUCAGCUUCAAGGAUCAGAAAGGAACAGAAACCAGAAAUGUGACUCCAGCUUCAGACCACAGGACCCUGCCAUUGGUUCUUGUACAGGACACCUGUGCAGAAGGAAGACAACACAAGUCUCCAAACCACACAACUCUAGAUAUCCUGAAAGAGACACCCACCAUGGAUGGAGCUCCAAAUAGCCCAUCCAACCCAAGGGACAUUAGCAAAGAUGGCAGAGAUUCCAUCAGCCAGCACUGGAGUCACCAGCCAGUGGAACAAGAAAAUGUCCUGUCUGUUGGUCGGAAAAGCUUGAACACUGAAGAUGACAUAAAACCAGCUGCAAGUGCCAAAGUAGUUGAGAAACUCCUUCAAGAAGUGUUAAAUUUGCUGAAGUCACAGAAUCCAGGGCAAACCCAAUUGGAGGAAUUGGAGUACCAAGUUUUAUGCAUCAGGGACAAAUUAAAGCUGAAGACGUCUCAUCAGAAACAUUCAUCCAUGGAGAGUCUGAUGGUGGAGAUGGUGCUGGAAAGUUUUGACUUUUUAAACACGGACUGCAGUGCUGAUGAGCUUUCCUUAUUUGGAAGCAUAAGGACAGACAGUACCAGCACUUACAAUGACAAUAUACUGGGCUAUGACAGGAAAACAGAAACGAAAGAAUUAACCACAGGGAAUGAUGAUUUAGACAAACUUCUGAUAGUUCAUCUGCAGUUGUGCAAAGCUCUCUUGCAGAAACUGGUUUCGCCAAACAUAGCCCGAAUUGUCCAGGAGAGCCUUCUGGAAGAAGUGUCACGGCAGAAACAAGUGCUGGAAACUGUUUCAAAGCUCUGUGUUCUGGAAGCUCGGAGCUUCACCUCUGUUGAAGAGGUUAUUCACAAGGCGAAAAAGCACAAGCAGUGUCUGAAAAUCUGGAGUGAAUUCACAGAGCCAGGAAAUAUCUUGUUCUGUUCAUCGGAAAAAUUCCAGAAUCCACUGAAAUAUGUAUUAAUGUUCAAAGUGAAGGAGAAAUAUCCAGGACACGUAGAAGCAGUGCUGCGAAGGCUGCUGGAGCAGAUAGUCACCUGCAGCGGGUUGCUCCCCUCUGGGAGCCCCCCUGAAGAACUGCUUACCUUAUUCCAGUUUCACAGCUACCUGGAGAAAGAGCAUGUUACCAACCUGGAGAAGCACUUGGCAGAACUCAUCAAAGAAGUGAUGCUCAUUGAGGAGCUACAGUGUCCUGGGCGACUUAAGAAAAUCAAGAAACUAAAAGGAAAGCGACUGAGCCAGCUCCAGCCUCUGCCCCAAACUUUACGGCUGCUUGGGAUUCUGCAGUUAGAUGACAACCGCCACGUCAGCAAAGCAGCAACGGCCUGUCUCUCUCGGGCGGCAACAAAUAAGAAUUUCAGGGAGAAGGCUCUGCUUUUUUACACGGAUAUUUUAGCUGAGUGUGAUGCAAAAAUACAGCAAGCUGCAUGUCUGGCUCUCAAAAACCUCAGAGCCAUAGAAAGCAUUGAGCAGAUUGCCAGCCUGUGUCAGUCUGAAGCAGAGGAUGUACGGAACGCUGCCAGGGAAACAACGCUGUCAUUUGGUGAAAAAGGACGACUAGCCUUUGAAAAAAUGGACAGAGUAUGCUGUGAGUUGAGAGACACUGUAUACCAAGAAGCUGAAAUUGAAAUCACAAUAUUUUAACUAAAUGAAAUGCUGAAGCUGAUCUACAACCCAGGUCUGACCUACAGCCCAGGUGGCUACAGAAGGAUUUGGUUUCCAUGGUAUAUUUUCCAUUUACCAAUAGGUGGUUAAAUUAGCACACACAGGUAUCUAGCAGAUUUCAGAAUAUUGAGUGGGAGCAUCCAUUUGGGGGGUUAGGACAAAAAAAAAAAAAAAAAAAAAACCACAGCAGAUGGAUCAGAAUUCUUCUGACACUGAGCUAAAACCAUGAAGUAUCACUGUGUGGUGCUAGUGUAAAUCCAUCAGCCCCUCUCAGGCUGUGUCCACCAGGAAGCACAAUAAACCUUGAAAAAACUCAGUCUGCCCAGAUUAGGAGGCAAAAGGGAGUCUAACAGGAGACUUAGUAACUUGUUUGUUUUCACUAAGAAUCCUGACUCAAUUUCACAAACUCAUUCUCCUCCUCUUCUGUGGGGAUUCAUGAGUGGCAAGGGAGCAAAGGUAAAGUGUAGCCUUAGACCUGGCAUGUGACAGUACUGCCUCUCUUAGUGCAGAGAGCAUGAGCAGAAAUAAAGCUUAGUGUGAAGAGAUAGAGGUUUCCUUUCUGCUUCACAUGUAGAAACUCUGAACUGAUGGCAAUGGGCCUGUUCAUUAUCAUCCCAAAGUGUUUUCCCCUCCUUUGACACAAACUACUUAAAAAUGAAGGGUCAGCUCCUCAGUUGGUGUGAAAGGAGCAUAACUCCACUAGAUUACAGCAGCUGAAUAGCUGGUCCUAGAUGUAGCUUUCCUACAGCCUUAGAGUUUUGAUUUUAUGGAUAUAAGACAAUGUGGAUGUGGACAGCAGCACUCAGGAGCCAGAAUACCUAUAUACACUUAGUUAGAUCUGCAGAAAACUAGUCCAAGCUGAAGUUAUAAACCAGCACUUGUUCUGUCUGAUGUCAUAGCAGCUGCCAUGCACUUUAAAACAUCAUUUCUAGGCUGGUCUGUGCUAUCUUGUAAAUUUGAGUAAGAUCUUAAAAGUUCAUUGGUUUCUGGAAGCAAUGUAAAAAUGUGCAGUAGACAAAUUGGGAUUUCAGUGCUUUAAACAAGAGAUGUUUGAAAUUAACUCUAAUCUGAAAACUGUGUAAGCGUAGAUAGGAGGAAACUAUUAAGGGAAUAUUCCUUCAACCUCACUUGUUUACUUUAAGAAUUCAGCACAUGCCUGUCCUUCACAUUUAUGGAUUAAGUGUAUAGAACUGAGUUGUAUAUGGACAGCUCCAGGCAGAAGUGUCAAGUUUUUAAUUUAUACACUUAAUUGUUUAAUCUUAGGCUAAGAUUAAAAAAAGGUACCUGAAGUCAGGCUCCUUAAUCCAUACUUGAGCACCUAGAAGUGGCCUGAUUUUCAACAGAAGGUGCUGAAUGCUCAGCUCUUAGAAUAAGACCACCCACUCUGAGUAUUCAAAUAGGGGUUUAGGAACUUCACGUGAGGCACAAUACUUGAACAGUCUUGGUCUUUAUGUAUAUAUUAUACAGUAUAUUGUGCUUUGUACUUUUCUAUUCAGUAUUUAUUUCUAUGUUGGUUUACGUACAGUUUUCUAAAAUUUUAAAUAAAACAUUAAGUGCUUGCCUUUUUGCAAA